Messenger RNA from Rangifer tarandus platyrhynchus (Svalbard reindeer), 555 nucleotides. The record is from the annotation of a GenBank genome assembly. Lineage: Eukaryota; Metazoa; Chordata; Mammalia; Artiodactyla; Cervidae.
AUGCGUGGACUCGGAUCUGAAGGCGGGAUCAGAACUUGGGGGCUGGGCAGAGCCCAGGAGUGGGCGGAGUCUGAGAUCGGCGGGGGCGGGGCUUGGGCUAACGGUCCAAAGCUGUCCUCCCGCGGCGACCAUCGAGCGCUGGGGCUGUGGGCAGAACUCGCUGUGGAGAAGAAGCCGAAUUCCGGCCGAGCGGGGGAGGCGUCUGGGCGGGGCCUGCGUGCGGCUGGCUGCUGUCCAAGAGCGAGAGCGUCUAGGGCAGGCCUCUGGGCCGCGCCGUCUGCGGUGGGAACGGUCUCCCUUCCAGGCUGCCCGCGGGCUCCUCGGGUGGCGGUCACCCCGGUGCCCUCGAGAGGUGGAAGCCGGCGGGUUGCGGUUCGGGGGACGCGCCGGGGUGCGAGCCUGGGUGAGAGCCCGGAUAAAAGAAUGGCCAACUCCAUUGCAUCAAAGAACUUUACUGCACUUUCAAAUCUGCAUCCAAAUAUGGCUAAUCUGAAAAUAAUCGGCAUAGUUAUUGGAAAAACAGAUGUCAAAGGCUUUCCAGACAGAAAAAGCUGA